AGCUGCUGGCAAUUCCGCUCGGGCUCUUGGCGCCUCCUCCGCGCGCGUCUCCUGUUGCUUCUUCAAGCCUCACUUCCCUUUGCGAAGAGCUCGCAGAGGAGAGCGCGGGCGACAGCGCAGGGGUCUGCGAGGGGACCCAGAAGCCAGCGGACGCGGGCGACCCGGGAGCCCAGCCAGUUAGCCCCCCUCCGGGAGGCGGGAAAGCUGCAAGCCGCGCCCACCGCCCUGCCCCCAGCUCGCCACUCCCGGCUGCUAGGACUCUGCUCGUCCUCCUGGGAUCUGCUCGGAGGGGACCCAACGCCUAGACACCAUGGAGACGGUGCUGGUUCUCUGCAGCUUGCUGGCCCCUGUGGUCCUGGCUAGUGCAACCGAGAAGGAGAAAGAAACGGAUCCUUUCUAUUAUGACUAUCAGACCCUGAGGAUUGGGGGAUUGGUGUUUGCUGUGGUCCUCUUCUCCGUUGGGAUACUUCUCAUCCUAAGUCGCAGGUGCAAGUGCAGCUUCAAUCAGAAACCCAGGGCUCCAGGUGACGAAGAGGCCCAGGCGGAGAACCUCAUCACCACAAAUGCCGCGGAGCCCCAGAAGGCAGAGAACUGAAAUGCGGCCUCCAGCAUGAAGCCUCGAGAAGCCAAGGCCAGCUACCCGAUACUUCAGAGGUUGAUGUCGAGGCUUGAGAAAACAGACUACUUAUACCAGACCUUUCCCCGGAGAAGCCAAGAACGAGUGUUCCCUUCGCCUCUCCCUGCCCCCACUAACCCCAGUCCUGUGUUAAUGAUGCAACACUCUCAGCCCUUCCUCUCACUGCAGCCGGGCUCUGGACCCUUUCUGUGCCGUGUCUGUGCUGUGUCUGUGUGUGUCUGCUGACUGUGCUCAUUCGUGGAUUUCAUUGUUUCUGUGAACUGUGUACUUCCUCUCCCAUGCUGCCGUCGGCACCCCGUGACCUCCAUCUCCUCUUGCUCUCUGGAGUCUCCUCUGUCCCUGUGGAGGCCCAGUCCCAUCUCUCUGGAUUCAGGCUUGAGGGAGAGUUAGUUGUAACCAGGACAGGAGGCCCCAGUGGUCCUGGGGCUGAGAAAGUUCGUACCAUCUUCAUCGUUGUUCUUUGUGGACUCUCAGAAGAAACUUGCUCCAGAUUCCACCAGUUUAGAAGGUCUGUUUGCAGCUGGAGAUUCAGAUUGCUUUCCUGCAGGCUCUGCCCUCCAGGGCUCCUUUUCCUUUUAGGGUGCCCACUGUAGAGUCCCAGUCUGCCCCACCCUUUACGGAACACCCAGGAAUUCUUGCCUCUGGGGAAUGAAUUCCUCAUUCACCUUCCGAGCAAUAAUCCCACAGGCUCUGGAGCCCUCCUGCCUUCAUCCAACUUCCCUGCUUCUGAGACGUCAAUUUCUAGCCCAGUUCAUCUGACCCUCUAAGUCUAGAGGACCGCUUCCUUCCCCGAAGCUAGUCUCUGACAGGAGAUAGGCAGCGGGAAGGGAGGAGGUGGCUCUGUCUUGUGUGGAUCCGGCAGACUUUGCCGUUUCGUAUUCCUGCCUGUCAGGGGUCAGAGUGGAGAGAGAUGGAAGGGUACAGGGGCAGCGGGGCUUCGGGUCAGAGAACCACAGGGUAUGCACAGCCUGGAUGCAAAUGCCGGAAGUCAAAGGUUACCAGAGUGGAAACUCACACCGGAGCCUGCCCCACCUGCCCAUUGUGUUCCCUUGGAAACUAACCAAGCCACACUGUGUCCUGGGACUGCUGGUCUCUGUCUUGUGAUCUAUCCUCUGACAACAGAAAAAUAAAUAAAUAAAUACAGCAUUGUUUCCUA
Molecule: messenger RNA, 1793 nt
Organism: Grammomys surdaster
Lineage: Eukaryota; Metazoa; Chordata; Mammalia; Rodentia; Muridae
Gene: Fxyd6
Product: FXYD domain containing ion transport regulator 6
Exons: 8
Coding region: 311-595 (94 amino acids)
Biological process (GO): regulation of sodium ion transmembrane transporter activity
Cellular component (GO): membrane
Molecular function (GO): sodium channel regulator activity
Source: RefSeq, a predicted model, not a curated record